This is a messenger RNA of Podarcis lilfordi (Lilford's wall lizard), 6503 nucleotides long. The record is from the annotation of a GenBank genome assembly. NCBI's taxonomy places the organism in Eukaryota, Metazoa, Chordata, Lepidosauria, Squamata, Lacertidae.
AUGCUGAGUGACAUGGACAUGCUGAGCAGGGCCAUCCUGUCCAUGUCAGAGGAGCAUGACGGUCAGUAAUCACACAGCUAACUCUUUGUUAGCAAAAUCAUGAUCCCCACAGAUUUGGUUGAGUGAUCCUCACAGACUUGGCUGAGGCCUAAUGAGCAGUUCAUUUCUGGUGGUCUUACUCCAUGAAAAUCAGUUGCCAAGACUGAAAGUCCCCACUUCCUCACAGCUGCCUAAGUCCUCUACUCUCCAGGGCUUUUCCCAAGCAAUCGGAGAUCGGGCCUGCAUGCAGCUAACCUCUCCUCUACGCUUUCAUGCCUCUUCUGGUUCUGGGAGACCAGGGGGCAGGAAGCGUUUCUUGAAGUACUUCUAGCAGUAUAACAGACAUAGGGGGUCACCACACCUGUCUUAACUGGUUUGGGAUUCUUCUCUUCCUAGAAGAAUACUCCCAUCCUGACUGAAAUGAGACCCAACCCACAGCUCUACUUCUCACUCAAACUCAGCCCUCCAGUUAACCUCUUCUUGAAUACUCUCACAAGACACUAAAAACUGUUUUCCUAUCUAAGCUAAGAGACUCCUUUCCCUAGCUUUAGAUAUUUCCCUCAGAGUGGAUGCUAUACACACAGAUCAGAACCAGUGCUCUCUCUUUUCCCCAAGCCCUCCCUCCUCAAAGCUUUCUUAAACCAUCUCUUCAACUAUCUCCCCAAAACUAUCUCCUAAACCAGGUAUCCCCAACCUUCAGCCCUCCAGAUGUUUUGGACUACAAUUCCCAUCAUCCCGGACCACUGGUCCUGUUAGCUAGGGACUGUGGGAGUUAUAGGCCAAAACAUCUGGAGGGCCGCAGGUUGAGGAUGCCUGUCCUAAACCAUCUGAGCACUCUCUUAGAAACUGCUCCUUUUAUCCCUCCCCCAAAGUGCUGUCUUCACCCCUUUCUGGCUUGGUAGCCAAUGAGAGAGCAGCUCCAGCACUCUGGUGGAAUUCCAAGGUACUGCAUCACCAGACUCUGGUCCAUCACAGCAUCACUCAGCAGGUAGAGGCCAGAGGCAGUCAGCUGGGCAGAGGGUUUAUCUGUUGGUUUCUAUUUCCCUCACUGAGCAGCAACUGCAGUCACAAGACAUUGUUUUGCAUUCCACAGUCAGAGUUACUGUUGGAUUCCCACGGGAAUGGGAGACUGGAUGUGACGUACACUGGUUUCCUGUUUUUCACUGUUCUCUCGGUUUCUUUAUUAGAGAGACAGUUGCUUCUCUGCUCUCACAGAGGCAAGAUGCAUGUUUGUAUUCUCUCAGCAUAGAGUGGAAAUAAAGUUAAGAAUGUGGCACAUACUGCUUAUCCUUCUGCUGUGUGGACUACUCUGUUUGGGCUCAAGAUGAGACGAGCCUGUAUCAGCUUCAGAUGGGCUGAAGCUGGUCAAAAUCUCACAUUAUCUCCACCCAAGUCAACCCCAGCCCAGCCUGACCUGGCACAGAGUGGGUUUAGAUUGCACCCUUAGUCUGUCUCUUUCUUGCAGGUUUGGUAUCGGAGCUGCUGAUUGAGGAAGUUGAAAGGAAGAUUUUCCAGUCCCCUUUAAUAACCUUAUUCAGGAAAUCAGCCAGAAUUUCCCUUUCAAUCAAGGCAAUAGACUUGUCGGGAUAAUAUAUUGUGCACGUGAAUUCCUUUGGCUGAGUAAAGCUGCAUGAAGAAGCUGCUCUAAUUUGCACUGUUUUUGUUGCCCUUUGAUUUGGAGUGACCAUGCUCUCCAAGGCGGGAGUCAAAGGAAGGGGAUGAUGGGGGGAAGAGAGGGAAGCUGAUUAGUUUUCACUGUGCCUUUUAUGCAUCUGAAUACCUUAAUCAAGUCCCUUCUAACUUUUCUUCAGUUGGGUUUUGCUGUCUCUCAACAUGCUUUAUGUGACAUGAAUAAAGUACAAAUUGCAACACAAUCUUGGCACUUAUGCAUUCUCUUUUUUUUCUCCCCCUGGGGAAAAAAAAUACAAAUAAAAUCAUCCCCUUCGCCUUCACUUGCAUUCCUUUUGUGUUUGUUUUCAGCACUGAUUCCCGUGAUUGUGUUUACUGGCAUUGAAUGUCGAAGCAAAAAAGUGGAGGAAUAUUCUCAGAAAGCAAAUGGGAAUUUGUUAAUGUGAGUAUUCGUGAGGGUCUGGAGAGAACCCAACAGCAACCUUGACUCUUGCAUUUCCAUCCACUCAUCGAAUCACGGACAAGGAACAUUCGCAUAACCUUGCAAAUCAGAAAAAGCAGCUUGAGCUUCUUCAAUCAAACCUGUAAAGAUUGCAGAUAUACAAUACAGCUCGUUCCAUCUAGUGGGGCUUCCUGGGGUAAUAGGUACUUCUGCCUCUUGUGCUUAAGACCUGGCAUGUGACUCAGUUUAUCUGAUUUAUUUCUUUAACAUAUACUGUGCCACCCCAUCUGAAUCCUGGCAAGAUGGAGGCAUAGUGGGUGGGUGGGUCUCAAGCCUGGAUAACUAGUCAAUUACCUGCUUUGGGUAUACUUCCUCUAAAAGGGCUGGUUCAUAAUCUGGGGGUGUUCCUGAAUCAAUCUUUGGCACUAGAGGCCCAGAUGACCUCAGUGGCUAGGAAUGUCUUCAGCUGGACAAGGAUAGUCUGACCACUGUUGCCCAUUCACUGGUAACAAUAAUAAUCCUCAUCCAUUUGUCGUGACAGUUUAUUCUAUCACGUAGUUUGCCACCCUUCACAAAGCAUCUUCCAGAAGCCCCUUGAGGCAUUGUAACCUCUUGUGUCACAUGAUGCUGGAGAGAAGCAGAAAGAAAGAAAGAAAGAAAGAAAGAAAGAAAGAAAGAAAGAAAGAAUUCUGCAUUUAUGCCAUAAUCUUGCGGGUGCAUGAAAUGCGCCCAGAGCGAUGGCAUUCUUAAUGUGCGCUUAUGCUAAUCUGCCAAACCAUCAGUAUAUGUUGUUUUAUAAAUAGUUACCUUUGAAAUGGAGCAUUGUUUAAAGCCAGAUGGUUGGCUUGAAGAUUCAUUCUUCAUUUUUUGCUUCUGUGGUGAAUAUGCAGAUUUACAAGUUGCUUUCUAUUUUCCCACAGCUCCAUCUAAUAUUUACAUUCAGAUAAUGCUGAUAAGGGGGCUGGAGAGGCCAGACGUUAAAGAGAAAAGAAAAGAAUGUAAUAUAGGGCAUAGUGUUUGCUUCAGAAGUGAGCGUGUGAGGCAAUAAAGGUGUACUAAUGGGGUGUUAAUCUUGUGUUCCUCCCUCCCUCUACUUUUCCUGUUACAUGAAAGCCACUGUGAUUAGAAUAGGGGUGAAAUGAACAUAAGUAUGAUAAAUGAUAACUUUCUCAUGGGAGUAAAUAUAUGAGAGAGAGAGAGAGAGAAAGCUUUGCUAAUCAAGCUGGGCAGAGAGGGCGAACAUACUCUGAGAACACCCAUCUGGAAAUGAGUCUAGAUUCAGAAACAGUUCGUUGAAGUUGCUACUGUAAAUGGAGAACAAAGAGUACCACAAUGUGAACUGGUUGGAUCGCAGGAGCAAAAGGAGCUUCAGAGACCAUGAUUUGUUUUUAUUUAUUUUUUAAAUGAUGGUACAAAUGGAUUUGACUAGGAAUGGUGGUCGAAUCUUACAUCCCGCCUUAUUUCCAGAAAUGGAACUCAAGGCGGCUAACGAAGCAGCAGUCAUGAAACAAUGGAAAACAGUGAAUUGCACUUCAUUUCAAACGACAACAGAAGACCCGGGUGUUAACAUGUUAAACCAAUGAUGGGGGCAGUUAAAAUGUACAUGGAAAGGGGUUUGAAGAGCCAAGUUUCUCCGAACUGUCUGAAAUGUCUAUCUAUCGUCUAUCAUCUAUCUAUCAUCUAUCUAUCUAUCUAUCUAUCUAUCUAUCUAUCUAUCUAUCUAUCAUCUAUCUAUCUAUCUAUCUAUCUAUCUACCAUCUAUCUAUCUAUCUCUGUCUCUCCCUCUCCCCCUCUUUCCCCCUCCUUCUGGACUGUUUGUUUUGAUGUGCUUACCCUGCCUUUCCACUCCAGAACCAAGUGCCCAAGGUGGCUAAAGGAUAACCUUCACUGUUUCUGGUUAAACUCUGUUUCACGCUCGUGCCUUUAUUUGUGUAUUUAUAAAUCUAAUGCUUUUAAUUUUCACUUGUAAAUCAUCCAGGGAACUUGCCGGGCAGCAUAUAAAUAUUUUCAAUGCAAUGAAACCGAGAUCGGAAUGCCAGCGUUCACCAUCCUAAGUUCUGUGGAAUGUCCUUAAGAACAAGAAUACAGAUCACCAUUACUGCGUACAUGCUCCCAAGCACAGAGAUCCAUUACACCUAAAUAUUGCGACACUGUCUUCGGGCUUUGUGUAUUACAGCCAGGGAGAGCAUCUGUCCUGUGCCUGGUGAUUACAUCAUGCCGUAAGAUACUUAGUCAAAGGGAGUGCAAUCUGGCAGCUCACAGCUCCACAUUAGAGUAGUUUAUAUGAUAGCAGUCAAAGUCAAUUGGUGUAUUGUUUGACCUCUCCUCCUCGCCAAAGCAAUAUGGUGCCAUCUGCGCAUCUUGUAUUCACAUCAUAUUAUGCAUUAAUACGGCUUUUUCGAUGCACAGUUUGCUUUGUGCUUUGGUGUAUAAAUAUUUUAAUAUUUGCAUUCGGUUGGAUCGCAUUCCCCAAAGUAUACUCGGAAAAAUAAAACCACUAGGAUGCUACAUACCUUCAUUCUGUAAAGCAGAGCAGCAGACUUAAGUCUUUAUUUCUUCACUCUAUUAAGAAACAACAGCAGCCUCUGAGAAGGUGGAUUUAGCUUCCUGGUAAGAUCGCUGAUGGCUCAGGUUUAGCAAGGUUUCAUUUUACUUCUCUUGCAGCAGAUGUCUUGCAAGGAGCUGGGCUUGUUCAGGUUUUGCAAAGCUCUUGUCAAUGAGCAUACACUUGUUGUUGUUUAGUCGUUUAGUCGUGUCCGACUCUUCGUGGCCCCAUGGACCAGAGCAUGCCAGGCAUUCAUGUCUUCCACUGCCUCCUACAGUUUGGUCAAACUCAUGCUGUUAGCUUCGAGAACACUGUCCAACCAUCUCGUCCUCUGUCGUCCCCUUCUCCUUGUGCGCUCAAUCUUUCCCAACAUCAGGGUCUUUUCCAGGGAAUCUUCUCUUCUCAUGAGGUGGCCAAAGUAUUGGAGCCUCAGCUGCAGGAUCUGUCCUUCCAGUGAGCACUCAGGGCUGAUUUCCUUCAGAAUGGAGAGGUUUGAUCUUCUUGCAGUCCAUGGGACUCUCAAGAGUCUCCUCCAGCACCAUAAUUCAAAAGCAUCAAUUCUUCGGCAAUCAGACUUCUUUAUGGUCCAGCUUUCACUUCCAUACAUCACUACUGGGAAAACCAUAGCUUUAACUAUACGGACCUUUGUUGGCAAGGUGAUGUCUCUACUUUUUAAGAUGCUGGAGCAUACACUAGCAUACACUAGAACUAUCAUAUUGCAAUGGACUUUAGAUAUAGGAGCUGCAGCUCUCAAACUAGGUUUGUUUCAUUGCCAAUAACAUUAUUUAGGUUCUAAAGUUUGAGAAGUCCCAGCGGUGGAAUAGGGCUUUGGUACUGCAGCAGGACAAGCUAAGGCAAAGCCUCAUUCUUAAAAUUGCCAUUGGUCUUUAAACUGAUCAUCAGGGUACCAGUUGUGGAUAAGAAGGAGGGUACGAAUACUGAGCAGUGACGAAGCCUCGUGGAAGGCAUCUUCCAUAUGCUCCAAAUGUUUGCCAGGGACAUGCCAUAGUUUUUGUGCCUAUCUGUGUCCCUAGCUUGCUCCUGGGUUGAUAGAUAGAGGUGCCUUUUAAAAAGCCUUUCAGCAUGUGCACACCAAGGGUGUGGAACCUGGAUGUAGCCAGCACAUCUGCAGCUGUGGCAGGAUCUGUCCGCUCUAGGAAAGGUUACAGCUGGCACACCAGCCAAAGCUGUGCAAACAUUACUCUGGCCCAGAGGAAGCAGGUCUAAUAGGUCAAGUACAAUACUGCCCCACCAGUCUUCAUCUCUCUGAGUCAGGGAGUGGCUCUGCCUGUGAUUGACUCUGACUCCACCAAUGAGUACCAGCCACCACUUAUGGAGCCACAGCAGCCACAUGCCUAUCCAGGAGCAAUGCAGGGGCCAAGGUACACUGCCACGCCAGGGAGGUCCUCAAUAAGGAGGAUUUUAUCUCAAUCUGGAGCAGACAGAAUACCUGCUUAGGACCGUAGCUCAGUGGUUAAAGUUUCUGCCUUGCAUGCAGAAAGCCUGAACUUCAAUCCCUGGGAUCUCCAGGUAAGACUGUGAAACACUGAGACCCUGGAAAGCCACUGCCAGGCAGUAGACAAUACAAAGCUAUAUGGACCAGUGAUCUGACUCAGUAUAAGGUAGCUUCCUAUGUUCCGUCCAAGUUCCUUCAUCCUUUGUGUUUUAAAAAACUUCCCUUGAGACUCUGACAUUCUCAAACUUACCUCCCUGCGCUGCCUUCUCCAUCCAUUCCCCGUCCCCUGUAGCUGCCAUGAAUGUGAGAUUGCCCCUGCAAAUCAGAAAAUCAAUCAGAAAAAAAGGAUAGCUAUCAACAAAUCUGAGCUAACUGUACGGAUGGCAGCAUAA